Falco peregrinus (peregrine falcon) is the source of this 1383-nucleotide messenger RNA. It is a transcript of the gene MRRF, whose product is annotated as mitochondrial ribosome recycling factor. The record is from RefSeq and is a predicted model, not a curated record. Gene Ontology annotation, biological process: translation. Gene Ontology annotation, cellular component: mitochondrion. Gene Ontology annotation, molecular function: ribosomal large subunit binding. Bases 175 to 930 code for a protein of 251 amino acids. The transcript is spliced from 7 exons. NCBI's taxonomy places the organism in Eukaryota, Metazoa, Chordata, Aves, Falconiformes, Falconidae.
CGCCCCCGGCCCGGCCCGGCCCGGCCCGGCGGGCGGGACAGCCCGGCCCUCCGCGGGGCCCCGGGGGGCGCGGGCGGGGCGGGACCUAGCCCCCGCGGAGCGGGAAGCGGGGGGGCGGGGCCAGCAGAGGGGCGGGGCCUAGCACCAGGGUGAGCUAGAGAAGAGCUGUAAACAAUGGCUACGUCACUGAGAUGCUUCCGUCGCCUGCCCUCCCUGCUUUGUCGUUCCUCCUUCGCAGUGGCAAGGGCCCUGCCGCCGGCACCCGCAGGCUGUGGGCACGGUGUCCACCUGACGCUGCUGGCCAGGCAGCUGGCUACCAAAAAAGCUAAAGGUAAAGGGCAGAGUCAAACCAGAGUGAAUAUUAGUGCUGCCCUAGUUGAGGACAUUAUCAAUUUGGAGGAAACCAAUGAAGAGAUGCAGGCAGUGGUAGAAGCUCUGAAAGAAGAUUUCAGCAGAAACAUCAGUGUUAGAACCUCAGCAGGGGCCCUUGAUCACAUAAUUGUGGUGACAAAAGAUGGGAAGUUUCCACUGAACCAGCUGGGGCAGAUCUCACAGAAGUCACCGCAGCUCAUUCUAGUGAACAUGACCAGUUUUCCAGAGAGUACAGCUGCAGCUACGAAGGCUAUAAGGGAUUGCGGCAUGAACCUGAACCCAGAAGUGGAUGGGACAAUAAUUCGGGUGCCAAUUCCUAAGGUAACAAGAGAGCACAGGGAGAACUUGGCCAAGCUUGCCAAGCAAUCCACCAACAAGUCCAAGGAUGCCCUGAGAAAGGUGCGAAGCAAAAGCAUCAACCAGGUAAAGAAGUUCAAGAACAAGGUGUCUGAGGAUACCAUCUGGCUGCUAGAAAAGCAGAUCCAGCAAAUGACAGACAGUGCUGCAGCGGAGAUGGACAAGCUGCUGGCAGCAAAGACCAAGGAGCUGCUUGGAUAAGCACUAUCCCGAUGGACACGCUCUCCCCUCAAGCAAGACCAGACUGCCAUGCAACCUGAUGGCUGUCCCUGCCUGGAGUCAGUAGCCUCAGGGAUGGGCAGGGGUGGCUCUGCCAGACCUCCAGAGCAUCUCUGUGCUUUGGCUGCUCCCGUUCCCCACCUUGGAUUGUACUGGAGGGAGGGGGAAACUCUUCUCACUUUUCUUCAUGCAGGUGGCAACAGGACUGCAUGAACUGAGAUGAAAAGUAAAAUGGCAGGAGAUGGAGGAGUGGAGGCUGCUGGAAGGGCUCUCACACAGAAGCUGAGGAAGAACAACUGCCCUGCUCACCUUGCUGCUGCCGGGCUGCAAGGUGCUGGGAUGCAGACAGGCUGGUGUGCAAGAGAAACCUGUGCUGUCUUGCUGUGAACCUUGGCAUUAAUUUUUGCUUAAAAUAAAGUCAAAAUGAGAUGUGGA